CCUUCAUAGAUUGGUUAAACUUUUGUCAUGUAUUUAUAAAUCUUAGCUGUGGCUCGGACGGCGAUGCUCUUGGUCGGAAGCCGAUUUGAACAUCCUAGGACGGAAAAUGCUCGCUAUAUAGGAGCGCCCCUCGUUACGAAUGGCCGAUGCGUCUACCCCGAGAGCUGGCAUGAUGGAUGGCGCUGUUGGCUUUCAGCAGCUGCAGCCUGAGCAGCACCUCGUGUUCCUACUGGAUGUUGAUGCGCUAUCAAGCCAGGCUCCCGCGGAUGCUAGCCAUGCUUCUCAAGCCAAUAACAACCAUCACACUUCAGCAAGUGCUUAUGGCGGGCGUCCAGGCGAUGACAAGCUUGUCACUGAAAAUGUCCCCGAGCUGCAAACGCGCAUCUCCCAAGUCUUUGCCCAGCUGAAUAACAUACCUACUGCCGUCUCAUACGGGUUGAUAAGCUCAAAGUCGAAAUUUAUAUACGAGCGGAUAUCUAAGCUCAAAGUCAGUGUUGCCAGCAGCAGCUGCCCGAGCGGCGUGGUUCCAGCCACUACUAGCGGUAAUGCGGGGAAUGGCAAAAUUUCCAGCCCACGCACACCCCGCGAUAUCCACUGGGAGAUGCGGGAACUCCUCAUCGCCCUGCGAAGCCAAUCGGCGUCUGCGGGAGGGCCAGCAGCAGCAAGUGGCGGUGCCGCAACGGCGAUCGAAGGAGUUGCUUCCGGAGCAGCGGCAGCUCCCGCGACUGCCGCUGCUUGCAGCACGUGGCUGGACACGGUGACACAUCACGUGCAGCAGAGCGCCAGCCGGUACGUGGCGGCCAUGCAGGCGGCAG
Molecule: messenger RNA, 815 nt
Organism: Astrephomene gubernaculifera
Lineage: Eukaryota; Viridiplantae; Chlorophyta; Chlorophyceae; Chlamydomonadales; Astrephomenaceae
Source: the annotation of a GenBank genome assembly